AUGGGUGCCCAGUUAUCAUUGCUUGCGCAGACGUCUCCCUCCAUUGCGCUAUCGUCAUAUAUUGAUAUUUUAGAUGAGGUUCACUACGUUACACACUUGAACUCGAGCCGGUUUCUCAAAACUUGUAAAGCGGUAGAUCCAAACGGUGAGAUUAUCGUGAAGGUGUUUAUCAAGCCAACUGAUAAUUAUUCUCUCCAACGAGCUUAUGAGAAGCUAAAUAGUGAAAGUCUUCAGUUAGCUCAGUUACCCAAUGUUCUGAAUUACAGCAAGAUUCUAGAGACAGAUAGGGCUGGUUAUCUGAUAAGGCAGCACUUAAAGGCUAAUAUAUAUGAUAGAAUUAGCUCCAGGCCUUUCCUUCAGGAGAUAGAGUUAAAGUUUUUGGCCUUCCAGCUACUCCAAGCUUUGAAUGAUUUUCAUUCAAGAGGUAUCAUACAUGGUGAUUUGAAGACGGAAAAUAUCCUUGUAACAAGCUGGAAUUGGCUUAUAUUGACAGAUUUCUCGUCAUUUUUCAAGCCUGUUUACUUGCCAGAGGAUAAUCCUGGUGAGUUUUCAUUUUACUUCGAUACAUCAGGUAGAAGGAGUUGUUAUCUGGCUCCGGAGAGGUUUAAUUCAAAGUUAUACAAGGAAUCUACGGCGGAUUCAAAACCUACAAAGGAGAUGGAUAUAUUCAGCGCUGGAUGUUGCAUUGCAGAGAUAUUUUCAGAAGGUAAACCAACUUUUAACCUGGCAGAGUUGUUCAAGUAUAAAUCUGGAGACUUCACGGCUGUGGAAUUCGUUAGUCAACGGAUCCAGAACAAGGCACUUCAAGGAUUAGUGUCCGAUAUGGUCCAGUUGAAACCGACAGAUAGAUUACAAGUGCAAGAAAUACUAUCCAAAUAUCGUGGCACCUUCUUCCCAGAUCAUUUUUACACAUUCACGUAUGAGUAUUUCAAGAAUGUUGCUGUUUUGAAUGGUCAUGGCUCAGUCGUUAAUAGCACAUGCUCCCAUGCGGCAUUGUCUGAUUAUACAUGUAAUAUCGAUGAUAUCAUAAUAAAGUUUUACAAAGAUUAUUCUAAAAUUUGCACUUCUUUACGAUAUCCCAUAUGCCAAAAGAACGAUGAAGAAUUUUACUCUAAGAAACUCAUAACACCAUAUGUUAGAUUACCGACAUUAGGUGACAUAAAGCUGCAAUGUUAUAAACCGGAUCUGCCAUACCUGAUAGAAGAAUCUGCUUUGUUGUAUCUUACUUUUUUACUUCACGCUACGAGGAACCUUGUUUCCUCUACCAAUAAGCUGAAAUGUUUAGAGCUAGUUACAGCAUUUUCACAAUAUGUUUCUGAUAGUAACAAACUUGAUAGAGUCCUCCCUUUUGUGUGCUCUAUGCUCUUUGACAGUGUUCCUGCGGUUCAAGCUCUAGCAAUACAAUGUUUGUCACAGAUUUUAUCGAUAGUGACAACAUUAAGUUCUAUCAACGACACUAUCUUCAUUGACUACAUCCUUCCAGGACUAAAGCAAUUGUUACAGACCUCUAAGAACAAUCCAUAUGUUAGAAUGAUUUUAGCGGAUUCAUUGGGAGAUAUUGCAGAGUCUGCUGUUAAGUUUCAGGAGAUAUCCCUUGUUUUACGACCCUCGUCAAAUAUCGGCACAGAUCACAUUAGAAAGCAUAAACGCCGUCUAACGAGAAAUUUCGAAGAAAUAACUGUAGCUCUCCUAACUGAUAAUGAAAGUUCUAUUAAGAUAGCGCUGCUAGAAAACAUUUUGCCUGUUUGUAAGAUGUUUGGCAGGGAAAAGACAAACGAUAUUAUUCUAAGUCAUUUAAUAACAUAUCUGAAUGACAAAAAUUCACAUGUGCGUAUCAAGUUAAUACAAGCUAUAACCGGGAUUGUUAUACUUCUGGGACCAAUAACCCUAGAACAGUAUGUGUUGCCGCUAUUAAUCCAGACAGUUACUGACUCAGAAGAACUGGUGGUUGUUAACAUUCUGCAGAGCUUGAAAUGGCUUUGUCAAGUUGGCAUGAUAAGGCAAAAAUACUUCUAUGAAAUUGUCGAAAUUGUAACAGUUCUUCUUCUUCAUCCAAAUGCGUGGAUUCGGCAGCUUUCCUUACUUUUAAUUUUAGAAAUGUCAGAGAAAUUAUCAAAAGCUGAAGUGUACUGCGUCAUGUACCCGAUUAUUCGUCCUUAUUUCGAAUUCGACGUUAAUUUUACUUGGGAAUCCAUGUUUUCCAGUUGUAAAAAGCCUGUCUCAAGGAACGUUUACAAUUUGCUGUGUACUUGGUCAUUGAGAGCUUCCAAAACUCUUUUCUGGAAGCAAAUUCCUAGCAAGAGUGUUGACUCUUUUGGCAAUAACAGCAUUGAAUUUAUAACCAAAGAUUACACCAUGAAAAAUUAUGGGUUUAACAACGGAAUGAAUGUAGCCAAUACCUCCGUGCCAUUACCAUCCAAUGUGGAAAUUCCCUUAACUACCGAGGAUAAAAAUUGGAUUGAUAAAAUUCGUAAUGUUGGCUUGCAUGAAAGUGAAUUGUGGAAAUUAGCUGCCUUAAGAACGUAUGUUUUCAGGGUUUCUAAAAUGCUUGCCAGAAAACCUGAGAUUCAAGAGGAUUUAUUGGAAAAUGGGAAAGUAGAGUCAAGUUUUGCUGCUUCAUUUGUAAUGCCACGAAACGUCUUCUUUGAUAUUGAUGUUGUUGAAGAGACUAGAAUUGAAAGUUCACGUUUGUUACUGGGUCACAAAACUUCAACGGAAUCACUGUCCACAACUAUAGGGACUAUUAGCCAAAGGCAAUUACCUAUGCCAAUUGGUGUCAAUGGUUCCCUGAUAUUAAGUGCAAAAGCAUCCCCCACAAUAACAUCGAAUCUAGAUAAUGUUUACGUUCAGUUAGAGCCAAGCAGCGAUUACCCAUUUUCGUUAAUCCAUGGAUCUCGUAGGGCCAUUCAAGAAUCUAAGUUUGUUAUCAGCAACAGCUAUGAUGGGUCGGUUUCAACGAUAAAGCGGUACUUGAACAACGUGAAAAUAAAACCAUCUUUAAAGCACUAUAAAGAAUUUGGACCAUGCCACCCAUACAAUCCCACAUCAAAAAGAAAAACAGUUGACGCAUUUAGAGGUGAGUUAGUUUCACAUCUAACCGAAAACAUACCUGUUGCUGUUGUGAAAAUUAUUGCUAAUGAUAACAGGCCUUACUGUGUAAGCGCUUCUGACCAAGGCGUAUUGAAGUUAUGGGAUUUGACUGAAUUAAAAGAAGGAGAGACUUACGACUCCACAAUUCAUUACGAUUUAGGUUCUGCUAUCGUGGACAUUAAAUUUCUAUCCAAUUUUGAUGUUUUUGCUGCUGCAACCCGGGAUGGAAUAGUAUCCUUCAUAAGGGUUUGCUUCAAAGAAAGAAACAACUCUGAGCUCUUUUCCCACUUUGAAAUAAUUAGAAAGUAUACCAUCAAAAGGGAAAACGAGUAUGCUACGAAUAUCGAACUUCUGCCCAACGACACAAAGCCUUAUGCAAUCUUUACGACAAAUUAUUCCAACGUUCUCUUGGUUGAUAUAAGAACAAUGGAAAAAGUUUCAACAUUGCAAAAUAAUCCAAAGCAUGGUGCCAUAUUAUCGUGUACAGCUGAUCCUGAUACCGCAUGGCUGCUCGUUGGUACGUCCAAGGGCAUAUUGGAUUUAUGGGAUUUAAGAUUCAAUAUCAUGGUCAAAAGCUGGACCUUUGCAGACCACUUCCCAAUUAUUCAUAUUGAACAUUACCCAAGAUUUUCUAAAAAACAAGAGAAUAAUGUAAUCAUUAUUGGCGGAUCAAAGUCCUCUUAUGCGUCUGUGUGGGAUAUUUCCAAAAGCAUAUGUAGAGAAGUCUUGUUUCCAGCUGAUGCAAAGCAGGACCCUAGUGAUUUCCUUCCUGUGGACAAAGGACUUGACGAAUUAGAAUUCCAAUCUAGUUCCUUCCUUACUACCGUCAGUUUUAUUCAUGUUGAUGGAUCUCGAGUAUAUCUUGCAGAACGGGAGACGAAUAGCAUAUUACUUGUAGAUUUUAAAAACAAGUCACUCAAUGCUGUAGUUGUAGGCCCUAUGAUGCAAUGCACUAGCUUUUCACACAAACAACUCACUCCUAACCUCUAUGCUAGUACAAUAACCCAUACAGAAUCUGGGCCUACACAAAAUCUGGCGUUCAAAUUUCAUACUGACAUUAUAAAUACCUUUACCCUGUCGAAAACCUUAGAAGAACCCCUGAUAGUAUCUGGAGAUAACUCAGGAGUGAUCAAUAUUUACCGAUGA
Messenger RNA from Eremothecium cymbalariae DBVPG#7215, 4236 nucleotides. RefSeq names its product ubiquitin-binding serine/threonine protein kinase VPS15 (gene VPS15). NCBI's taxonomy places the organism in Eukaryota, Fungi, Ascomycota, Saccharomycetes, Saccharomycetales, Saccharomycetaceae. Gene Ontology annotation, biological process: late endosome to vacuole transport; protein targeting to vacuole; macroautophagy. Gene Ontology annotation, cellular component: nucleus-vacuole junction; phosphatidylinositol 3-kinase complex, class III, type I; late endosome. Gene Ontology annotation, molecular function: protein serine/threonine kinase activity; protein binding; ATP binding. The transcript has a single exon. The record is from RefSeq and is a predicted model, not a curated record. The coding region runs from base 1 to 4236 and encodes 1411 amino acids.